CUUUUAUGACUUGAUUUUUUUUCUAGAUAGCUUCUUGGGUUGGUGGAGGGUAAAAGGGUAAAAAUUGCAACAACUGUUUCCGUUAGGACAUCUCUCUCACUCUCACUUUGACUCUCUCACUAUUUGUUCUCACAAAGGUCAGUCACACCACAGUCGCUAUGUAUACAUACCAAUUCCAAAAGAAACAAAAUUUAAGGUUUUCAGUAAAUUACUUUUGAGAGUUGCUGUUAAUGGUGGCUUGGCUGUUUCCAAAUUGGCCUUCAACUUUCCAACUUUUAAAACCAAAACACAAAUGGUGAAAUACCCAAAUUUCUCGAACCCUAUUCGGUUUUGCGAUAUCAUAAAUUUAUUUCAUUUUGUGGAUUGAGGAAAUCUCAUGAGAUUUGAGAAAAUCUCAUGAGAUUUGGUUGCCAUUAGUGUUAUUAAUGUCAUUUAUUAACUUUCUCAGUAAAGUUAAUAAAUUUAUUUGACUUUAAAAAAGAAGAUGAAUCCUGAUAAGAUUACUCCUGAUUAUGGUAAUCUAUUAAAUGGAGGGUUUCAUCUCUCUAUACUUAUGGAAUUCGGAAUUGGCAACAAAAAAUUGGCACGCCGAAUCCGGAAGAACGGGAAUUCAGAAUCAGAGAGAGCUUGUGCAGUUGUCUGUCAAGAAUCACUUAAAAGAACCAAAGGGAUUUUGCUGCAGGCACAGAGAGAGUUUGUGUAGUUGUCUGUCAAGAUUCAUUUCAGAGAACCAGAGGAAAUUUGCUGCUUUAGCAAGUGUAAAGAAGAAGUUAAUUUUGAUGAUACUGGAGCAAAGGAAGGAUAAUCCCAUUACUCCCUUAUUAACCCUCGAUAUUUUUGCUGGUUGUGGUGGUCUAUCGGAAGGGCUAAGACAAUCAGGGGUGUGUGAAACCAAGUGGGCCAUUGAGUAUGAGAAAACUGCCGGGAAAGCUUUCAGACUAAAUCAUCCAGAAACAAUGGUGUUAGUCAACAACUGUAAUGUGAUUCUAAGGGCAAUCAUGGACGCAUGUGGGGAUUCCCAUGACUGCAUUUCAACUUCUGAGGCUACAGAAUUGGCCAAAAAUCUUGAUAAGAAGCUGAUGAAUAAAUUGCCUAUGCCGGGACAAGUUGACUUCAUAAAUGGAGGACCUCCAUGUCAGGUGAGAUUUGGCGUUUUGGAAGCUGGGGCUUAUGGUAUAUCGCAAUCGAGGAAGCGGACAUUUAUAUGGGCAGCCGCACCUGGUGAGAAGCUACCUGAUUGGCCUGAACCAGUUCAUGUAUUUGCCACUCCAAAUCUUAAGAUCAACUUAAACAGAUCUGUUCAUUCACAUUAUGUUGCUGUUAGAAGUACCUCAUCAGGUGCUCCACUUCGUUCAAUCACUGUUCGAGAUACCAUAGGCGAUCUUCCUGCUGUUAACAGUGGGGCUUCAGUAACAUCCAUGAAAUAUGGAGUGGACCCAAUAUCCUGGUUUCAGAAGAUAAUAAGAGACAAUAUGGAAGUUUUAACAGAUCACAUAUCUAAAGAAAUGAAUGAGAUUAAUCUAAUCAGAUGUAAAAGAAUUCCUAUUCGUCCAGGUGCUGAUUGGCGUGAUCUUCCAAAUGAGAAGGGUACCAAAUUGAAGGAAGCCGUUGAAGGAAAACAACAUAUUUGCUUUUGUUAAAAGUGUAAAGUUGUUGUUGGCCCGCAACAAUCCGAGACGAAAUCAAAGUCGGAAAUCAAAAUUCCGAUAAAAAAUUUCAAGACUCUCAUAAUAAUAAACUUUAAUUAAUUGUCAUUAUCCUAUUUCUAUUUUAAUUCUUACCCUAUAGUUCUAUAAAUAAGAUUAUGUACCUCUAUUAUUAUCACUAAAUUCAUUUCAA
Impatiens glandulifera is the source of this 1839-nucleotide messenger RNA. Its product is annotated as DNA (cytosine-5)-methyltransferase 1-like. The record is from RefSeq and is a predicted model, not a curated record. Gene Ontology annotation, cellular component: nucleus. NCBI's taxonomy places the organism in Eukaryota, Viridiplantae, Streptophyta, Magnoliopsida, Ericales, Balsaminaceae. The coding region runs from base 528 to 1640 and encodes 370 amino acids. The transcript has 7 exons. Gene Ontology annotation, molecular function: methyltransferase activity.